Messenger RNA from Oxyura jamaicensis (ruddy duck), 1902 nucleotides. RefSeq names its product TNF receptor associated factor 2 (gene TRAF2). Gene Ontology annotation, cellular component: cytosol; cytoplasmic side of plasma membrane; plasma membrane signaling receptor complex. NCBI's taxonomy places the organism in Eukaryota, Metazoa, Chordata, Aves, Anseriformes, Anatidae. Gene Ontology annotation, biological process: positive regulation of canonical NF-kappaB signal transduction; tumor necrosis factor-mediated signaling pathway; protein K63-linked ubiquitination. The transcript is spliced from 10 exons. The record is from RefSeq and is a predicted model, not a curated record. The coding region runs from base 164 to 1765 and encodes 533 amino acids. Gene Ontology annotation, molecular function: tumor necrosis factor receptor binding; zinc ion binding; ubiquitin protein ligase binding.
GCGGAGGCGGUCUCGCGGCUUCCAGCGCUGUGCCCGCUGCUGUCGUUAGGGCUCGGCGCUGGUGCGAUAGCUUGUGAGAAAUUACCGUCAGGUGGUUAUAAUCAAACGGGGAAAAUAUCUUUAUUUUCAGGCUCUGGAUAUACAGACGGAACUCUUUGUUCACAUGGCAGCAGCAAACUCUACUCCACCAGGCUCUUUGGAUCUAAACCAGCCUGGAUUUUCAAAGGCGAUACUGGGAACUAAAUUGGAGGUCAAAUACCUCUGUUCGGAUUGCAAGAACAUCCUGAGGAGGCCAUUUCAGGCUCAGUGUGGACAUCGCUACUGUUCUUACUGUCUGAAGAAAAUCAUAAGUUCUGGACCUCAAAAGUGUGCAAGCUGUAUUCAGGAAGGGAUAUAUGAAGAAGGAAUUUCUAUUUUGGAAACCAGCUCAGCUUUCCCAGACAAUGCAGCUCGUCGGGAGGUGGAAAGUCUGCCUGCUGUCUGUAUUAAUGAUGGUUGCACGUGGAAGGGGACUAUUAAGGAAUACGAGAGCUGCCAUGAGGGGAACUGCCCGUUCCUGCUGAUUGAGUGCCAGGCAUGUAAGGGAAUGAUCACACUGAAUGACAAGGAGCGCCACUCUGAGCGGGAGUGCCCCGAGAGAAACCUCAACUGCAAAUACUGCAAAUCGCUUUUCUACUUUCCUGAUAUUAAGGCUCACGAUGAAGUCUGCCCUAAGUUUCCAUUGACUUGUGAAGGCUGUGGGAAGAAAAAGAUUCCAAGAGAGAAGUUUCAAGACCAUGUGAAGACUUGUGGCAAAUGUAUAGUGCCUUGUAGAUUUAAGGUUGUUGGAUGUGCUGAGAUGGUGGAAAAUGAAAGGCUACCAGAACAUGAAACCAAGUGUCUGGCGGAGCAUCUGUACAUGCUGCUGAGUUUUGUGCUUAGCUUCAAGAGUGGGUCUGGAGACCUGAAGCAUCUUCCUGCCCUUUCCUCAUCACAAAGUAACUCCCCACUACUGGCAGCAAACUCUCUGUGCUCAGAGUCAGAGCUCUCCAAAUCCAUGGAGCUCUCCAAGUCCCUGGAGCUCUUGGGAAGAUGUGAGGCCCUUGAGAGGAAAACAAUGACCUUUGAGAACAUUGUCUGCGUGCUCAACCGAGAGGUGGAAAGAGUGUCUCUAACAGCUGAAGCCUAUAGUCGGCAACAUCGACUAGACCAGGAAAAAAUUGAAUCUCUGAGUAACAAGGUUCGGCAGCUGGAAAGGAGCAUUGGGCUCAAAGAUCUGGCCAUGGCUGAGAUGGAGGAAAAGAUCCGCAACAUGGAAGCUUCCACCUACGAUGGUGUUUUCAUCUGGAAGAUAACAGACUUUGCCAGGAAGCGCCAGGAGGCAAUAACAGGCCGCUCUCCUGCGAUCUUCUCUCCAGCUUUCUACACAAGCAAGUAUGGCUACAAGAUGUGUCUGCGUGUUUACCUGAACGGGGAUGGCACCGGGCGUGGAACCCAUCUGUCCCUCUUCUUUGUGGUGAUGAAAGGACCCAAUGAUGCUCUUCUUCGCUGGCCUUUCAACCAGAAGGUAACUCUAAUGCUCUUGGAUCAGAACAACCGGGAGCACAUCAUCGAUGCUUUCCGACCUGACGUGACAUCCUCCUCCUUCCAGCGACCCAUCACAGAAAUGAACAUUGCCAGUGGGUGUCCACUGUUCUGCCCCGUCUCCAUGAUGGAAGCGAAGAACUCCUAUGUCCGUGAUGAUGCCAUCUUUAUUAAAGCCAUCGUUGACCUCACAGGCCUCUAGCCCUCCUCGCCUCCAGGAGCAGUGAACACAGAGCCAGCCCUCAUGGGGCACCCCCCUCUCGUGCUGCCCUGUGGGCAGGUCUUGGAGUGAGGAGGGGGCAGAAAGCAGAGGGGGAGAAGCCUAUACCUAGCCCCUUC